Messenger RNA from Selaginella moellendorffii, 1891 nucleotides. RefSeq names its product probable U3 small nucleolar RNA-associated protein 7. Gene Ontology annotation, cellular component: 90S preribosome; nucleolus; small-subunit processome. Gene Ontology annotation, molecular function: protein binding. NCBI's taxonomy places the organism in Eukaryota, Viridiplantae, Streptophyta, Lycopodiopsida, Selaginellales, Selaginellaceae. Gene Ontology annotation, biological process: maturation of SSU-rRNA from tricistronic rRNA transcript (SSU-rRNA, 5.8S rRNA, LSU-rRNA). Bases 26 to 1720 code for a protein of 564 amino acids. The transcript has 8 exons. The record is from RefSeq and is a predicted model, not a curated record.
AGGAUUUAGGGUUUAUGCGAGGGAAAUGGUUGCGCCUGGCGGCAAACACAAGCGCUUCUUCGAGGUCGGCGAUAGCGAUGAGAAUAAAUCGGAUGAGGGGCCGAAGAAGCAGCGCAAGGAAUUGGAUCCCGACGUCGAGAAGCGAUUGAUUGAAGCCAAAGUGAAAGCACUUCCUCAAAGCAAUGAGAACACCGACACUAUCAAGCCGAAAAUCAGGAAAUACAAUCGGGGAGAACGACUCUCCGUGAAAGGAUUGAAAGACAAGAAGCUCAAGUCUCAGCUCAAAACCAAAGAAGAUUUGUUUGAGAAAUCUGCUCUUACAGCCGCGAAAGUAGAGCAAUGGCUUCUACCGAGCGAAGGUGGAGCUUUAGAGGCGGACGAUGGAGAAAAUACCUAUGACUACACUCAAGAAGAUAUCGUGAAGAACGUUGAUAUUUCAAGCGCGCACAAAGCGUUUGAUCUCAGACUUCCAGACUUGGGUCCUUACACGAUAGAUUACACUCACAGUGGUCGAUAUGCGCUUAUUGGCGGCCGGAAAGGACACCUUGCCGUGAUCGAUUGGAAAACUAAGUAUCUCAUGAUGGAAACUCAAGUGAAAGAGACUACACGCGAUAUCAAGUUCCUGCACAACGAGCAGUUUUUUGCUGCUGCUCAGAGCAAAUAUAUUUACAUCUACGAUAAAAAGGGCGCUGAAGUCCACUGCCUAAAGGAAUUUGUAGCUCCACUGAAACUGGAGUUCCUUCGACACCACUUUCUCCUAGUCAGCACCAACAAGGCCGGAGUCCUUCACUACCAGGACACAAGCACGGGUCAGAUAGUGGCAAAUUACUCUACGAGACUGGGACCUUGCCGUGUUCUUCGAGCGAAUCCUUACAAUGCCGUCGUGAGCCUGGGCCACAGCAACGGGACAGUGACUCUGUGGACUCCAAACAUGGGUACACCUUUGGUGAGGAUGCUGUGUCACAGAGGCGCUGUGACUUCCACGGCAUUCGACAUGGGAGGGAGCUAUAUGGUAACAGCAGGCGCAGACGCGAGGAUCAAAGUCUGGGACAUACGAAAGAUGCAGGCUCUUCAUUCCUACAUGGCGUUUCAGUCGACCAAGUCGCUAGACGUAAGCCAGAAAGGCUUGCUCGCGGUCGGCAGUGGCUCCACGAUCGAGAUCUGGAAGGAUGCGUUUCAAGUCAAGCAGGAAAAGCCAUACAUGAAGCACAGGCUCUUCCAGAACUCGACCAUCCAGGAUUUGAGCUUCUGUCCAUACGAAGACGUGGUUGGGAUUGGUCACACAGGGGGAGUGACAUCCAUUCUCGUCCCCGGCUCGGGAGAGCCAAACUUCGACAGCUUCGUGGCGAAUCCUUUCCAGACAGUGAAGCAGCGGCACGAAGCGGAGGUCCACGCGCUCCUGGACAAGCUCCAGCCGCAGACGAUCAUGCUGGAUCCUCAGAAGUUUGGAGCGGUGGACAAGAACCCCCGGAAGAACUUGCGGGAGCAGGAAGAAGAGGAGGACGAGUCGAAGAAGAUCCAAGGCCAGAAGAAGGCCAAGCGCAAGACCAAAGGCCGGAACAAAGUUGGCAAGAGAAUGGCGAAGAAACAAUUGGAGGCUUUCGGCACGAAGCGAUCGAUAAUUCGCGAGCAGCAGCAGCAGCAAAAGCAAACGAAAGGAGCUCUCGUGAAGGAACGAGAGGAGCCUUUGCCACGAGCACUGGAACGCUUUGCUAGCUAGAUCAACCAACGGCCCAGAUCGAUUUGAGUUUCUCAGAAUUCUAGAAUAUUCUCGCAAUGGAGAGGAAUAUGCUCCUUCCAGAAUAUCCUUAUGCUCUUUAGAAGAUUCUCACAAAAACCCAUAACAAACCCUAACAGCAUGCUUACUAAAAUCCACAAUAUUAUUUGGAUU